AUGUCACAAGGCCGCCAGCGCCAGCCUCGCAUUUGUGAGCCCGACGGGGGCGAGGGCCGUGUGGGCCUGAGCUGCCAAUGCCAGCCCUUUGAGGCUUUCACUUUUGAAUGUGAACUGCGCCUGCAGGUCGUCUCCAGCACGCCGACCAGCUGGAGAGCCGAAGCCAAACCGGACACGUGGCCCGGAGCGACCAGCGCGAGUUCCGCGCUUGCAGCCGCCGUCUUUGUUGGGGCCAGCUUCGCGAGAGCAGUGUCCUCGGAAAGGUUGACCUCUCUAUCCAUGGCAGCCCACCGCAAACCCACAAAGAAGGGGCGAAAGCUUUGCGUGAUUGAAUGUGUCGAACAGCGGCAGAUGGUGAAGGACGGUGUGCCAGGUGCAGGAGGGCCUCGAGGCGGUGUCAGCCGGUACUACACAGAGAAGAACGUUCGUAACACUCCUGAGCUGCUGAAGCUUCGCAAGUUCAACAAGUACCUGGGCCGUCACACUCUCCACGUGGAGCUGAAGUGA
Messenger RNA from Symbiodinium pilosum, 507 nucleotides. Lineage: Eukaryota; Dinophyceae; Suessiales; Symbiodiniaceae. The record is from the annotation of a GenBank genome assembly.